AUGGACGUCGCUUCCUACUUUCUGCUUUUCACGUGCUUUCUUCAAUCGGUUAGAGGAAUACUAGACCCCAACGAUUUCCUCGCUCUGCAAUCCAUUCGGAAAUCGCUUCACGAUGUCCCCGGUUCCAAUUUCUUCGCGUCCUGGGACUUCACCGCCGACCCCUGCAACUUCGCCGGCGUCUACUGCAACGACGAUAAAGUCGUCGCGCUCAACCUCGGCGACCCCAGGGCCGGUUCGCCCGGUCUCACCGGAAAACUAGACCAUUCGAUUUCCAAGCUUUCUGCUCUCGCCGACCUCACCGUCGUCCCUGGAAGAAUAUACGGCCCUCUCCCUCAGUCUCUCUCCCAAUUAAAAAACCUCCGGUUCCUCGGCGUCAGCCGGAACUUCAUCUCCGGCGAGAUUCCGGUGGGUUUAGGCCAGCUUCGCAAUAUUAGAACCAUCGAUCUCAGUUACAACCAGCUGACCGGAACAAUUCCUCCGUCCAUCGGAACCUUACCGCAACUAACCAACCUUAUCCUCGGCCACAACCGCCUCUCCGGUUCGGUUCCCUCGUUCGCCUCGGCUUAUUCCCUUACCCGGCUCGAACUGAAGCACAACACGUUCUCCGGUUCCCUCGCACCGUACUCUCUCCCUCCCUCCGUACAGUACCUCUCUCUAUCAUGGAACAAACUAACUGGCCCCUUGGACCGCCUCUUAACCCGGCUCAACCGACUUAACUACUUAGACCUUAGCUUCAACCAGUUCACAGGCCCGAUUCCGGCCCAAAUAUUCUCAUUCCCCCUCUCCAAUCUACAAAUGGAAAGAAACCAAUUCUCCGGCCCGGUCCAACCGGUCAAUGAGGUGACCAUUCAGACCGUUGAUCUCAGCUUCAAUAGGUUAUCCGGUGAGGUGUCGCCCAUGCUAGCGAGCGUGCAGAACCUGUACCUGAACAACAACGGGUUCACGGGUCAGGUUCCGGUCAGCUUCGUGGAACGGUUAUUAUCGGCGGGCAUUCAAAUACUGUAUCUGCAGCACAAUUUUCUGACCGGAAUUGCGAUAAGCCCGACGGCGGAGAUUCCGGUGAGCAGCACCCUGUGUUUGCAGUAUAACUGCAUGGUGCCACCGGUUCAGACGGCGUGCCCCUUCAACGCCGGGAAGCGGAAAAUCAGGCCACCUCAGCAGUGUAACCGCCGCUAA
Messenger RNA from Sphenostylis stenocarpa, 1176 nucleotides. The record is from the annotation of a GenBank genome assembly. Lineage: Eukaryota; Viridiplantae; Streptophyta; Magnoliopsida; Fabales; Fabaceae.